GAUAAAAUUGGGUUAGUACUCUUGUGCAAUACUAGUGCUAUAGUGUUCUGCUUACUCAGUAUAGUGAUGCAUGCAGACACUUAACUAGCACCCGACCCACACCUAAUCUGUAGCACUAUAUUUCCGAUCUCUAUGUCAUUCUGUGCACACCUCUGGUUCCAAGACAGGGAAUCUCAGGAGCAGGAGGUGGAGUGUACUUCCCAAAUUUCAAACCAAACCCAACCGACCCAUGGGUAAACCUGCUAUGGGUUUUGGAUCAACCCACUUGUAUCAAUGGCUCCUUGUAGUUGCUGAGUCUUAACAGUAGGUGUCACUGUUUAAAAGCAAAAUAAUGGCAGGACUGCAAGAUGAUGAGGAUUUGAGGGUUCUUCUGAAAGGCAGCAAUCUGUUCAAGUUAAAAUCAGGUUCAUGGAAAAGGCCAAGAUUUUACAAACUGCAAGAAGACUGCAAGACAGUUUGGUAUGACUCCAAGAAGUUAUUCAAGUCAUCAGAAUCACAGACGUUCUCCGUUGAUGAUAUUGAAGAUGUGCGGACGGGGCACCAGACGGAGGAGAUGCAGAGAUUCGCCUCCAGCACGCCGCCCAACCUCUGCUUCUCCAUCGUAUUUAAGGGGGAGCGCAAGAACCUCAACCUGAUAGCCAGUGAUGAAAAGGAGGCGGCCAACUGGGUCUCCGGCUUCAGUAAAAUCCUCACUAACUCCAAGUCCAUGAACCAGACGCAGAAGGUGCAACACUGGAUCCACUCGUGCCUGAGGAAGGCGGAUAAGAACAAGGAUAACCGGAUGACCCUAAAGGAACUCAAGCGCUUCUUGCAAGAAGUGAAUAUUGAGACAGAUGAGAGCUACGCCAAGCAGAUCUUUCAGGAAUGUGACAAGUCCCGGUCGGGCACCCUGGAAGGGGAGGAGAUUGAGGUUUUCUACAAGAUCCUGACCGAGAGAGAAGAGAUUGAUGUCAUAUUCGCCACCUAUUCUGAUGGCGGCAACCUCAUGUCUACCGAGAACCUGCUCAAAUUCCUCAAGCAGGAACAGCGGGAAAAUGUGGGGGCCGAGUAUGCCAAGUCCCUUAUAGAAAAGUAUGAGCCCAGCGAGCAGGCCAAAAAGCAAGAGGCGAUGACCAAGGACGGUUUUCUUAUUUACCUGCUGUCGGACGACGGGAACCUGUUUAAUGUGUCGCACAGGAAGGUCUAUCAGGACAUGAAGCAGCCCCUCAGCCAUUACUAUAUCUCCUCCUCUCACAAUACCUACCUGAUGGAAGACCAGCUAAAAGGCCCAAGCAGUACAGAGGCCUACAUCAGGGCACUGUCGAAGGGAUGCCGCUGUGUAGAACUGGACUGCUGGGACGGCCCUAACUCGGAGCCCGUUAUUUAUCACGGUUACACCCUCACGUCUAAGAUCCUCUUCAAAGAUGUCAUAGCGGCUAUUAAGAAGUACGCCUUCAAAACUUCUCCGUACCCUGUGAUACUGUCCUUGGAGAACCACUGCACCCUGGAACAGCAAAUCAAGAUGGCUGACCACAUGAAAAGCAUUCUGGGAGAUAUGCUCCUGGUGGCGCCACUGGAGGGGAAGCUAAAGGAGUUCCCAUCGCCAGAGCAACUGAAGGGCAAAAUCCUGGUGAAGGGGAAGAAGCUGAAUAAACUGGAGGAGAGCGUGAGGAGGCAGAGCGCCAGCGGGACGGAGGCUGAAGAUGUGUCUGACGAGGACGAGGCAGCAGAAAUGGAGGAUGAAGCUGUUAAAUCCAAAGUGCAGGAGGCCAAGGGGAAGGCGAAGCUGAAACUUGCCAAAGAGUUGUCGGACACAGUUGUAUACUGUAAGAGUGUGCACUUCGGUGGCUUUGACUAUGCGCUCGAACACCAGUCCUUCUAUGAGAUGUCGUCCAUAUCCGAGAACAAAGCCCUGAAGCUGGCCAGUGAAUCAGGGAACAAAUUCAUAAAGCACAACACACGGCAGCUGAGCCGGAUCUAUCCCGACGGCAUGAGGACAGACUCGUCCAACUACAAUCCAGUGGAAAUGUGGAACGUGGGCUGCCAGAUUGUGGCUCUAAAUUUCCAGACCCCGUUUGCAGAGAUGGACACGUAUCAGGGCCGAUUCCAGGACAACGGAGCGUGCGGUUAUGUACUCAAGCCCCAGUUCCUCAGGCAGUCAGAUUCCAGGUUCAAUCCCAGGUCCAUCCAAGAUGGAGAGUGGUGGACGCCCAAGAAGCUGCACAUUAUGGUGAUCUCUGGGCAGCAGUUACCAAAGGUGAACAAGAAGCCGAGCUCCAUCGUGGAUCCGGUAGUCACAGUGACAAUACUCGGCGUGGAACGGGAUAAAGGCAAUAAACACACGCAGGUCAUGAAGAAUAACGGCUUCAACCCAAAAUGGAACGAGCACUUUGAGUUUGAAAUCGACGUCCCGGCGCUCGCCCUCCUGCGUAUUGUGGUGGAAGACUACGACGCGGCGACCCGCAACGAUUUCAUUGGGCAAUUUACUGUGCCUCUGACCAGUCUGAAAUUGGGUUACCGUCACAUCCAUCUCCUGUCCAAGAGGGGAGACCAGUACCCCUCGGCCACCCUGUUUGUGCACACCAUGCUGGUGGAACAGAGCAAGUCCUGAAAUCAUUCCCAGAAUGUUAAAGUUCCAUUUUAUUUUUUUUAUUUUUUUAAAAAUGUGACAAUUUUAGGUCAUAAUGCGUCUAGUGACAUAGCUGGAAUUCGACCUUAUCUGUUUUAUCCUGCUUUUAUGUAUUUUUUUUUUUUAUUGUUAAUUUUAAAUUUGGGAAAACCCAGUUUUACCCUUGACAAUCCAGAAAGGGGCGUGAAACGUCGACCUUUCUAAUAAGUCUCCGUAGAAUAAUAAUCAAAGUGUCCGACCUGCAGUUUUCUUGCUGUUGAAUUAGAACUGACGGAGCUGCUGGGAAUUGUAGUUCAACAGUUGUUGGUUUUACAUCUCUGUGCCUGUUACUCGCCACCAUUGCUCUUAAUGAACGUAUAGAAGUGAAGGGUUAAUGCUCACUAAUUGCACAGAACAACCAAUCAGCAGUUAGCAGUUGUCUUUAGAGAAAUGAAAGCAAAUAACUGAUUGGUUGCUGUGUUCUAACACUAUGUAAUUGUACAUUAACAGCCCCAGCUUGUGCCUCAGCGUUGCUUUUAAUCAGGGAUGCCAUUGAAUACCUCCCCUUUCGGAGCCAAUAGUAAAUAUUGGACUGGAGCUGCCAUGCUGCUGGAGCUUUGCUUAUUUUCCCUUAAACAUAGAUUUUUUACUUCCAAAACCCGUCUAAAAUAUUUAUCAACCCACGUGCCUUUGCUCUGGGGCAUCUGGGCCUUUAAAUACCAACUGUCAGAUGAAGACGUGUUUUUAAUGUAAACCUUCAAAACAAAUUGCUCUUCUGAGCACCUUUGUAAAUGAUACAUUUUCUAGUUUUCAGGAUAGUAUUUGUUUUUUUUACACUACUAAGAGAAUGAAUUUGAAGCAACAGCGCCACCUGCUGAUCAUUUCAGGCGACUGGGCCCAGUUGGUAGAAAAUUCAUUUUGUGAGAAAAGGAAACCGGAGAAACAUCAGGUGACUCUUCUCUGCUCAAUAACUUCACUUUCUGAGCAACAUCACAAGAGUUUCCAUAAUCAUCCAAUGAGUAGAGGGGUUAUUAUGGCUGGUAAUGCCCACAUAGGGCCAGUAAAGACACUAGCCGGGGCAAGGCCAGCUGACUACAUAACUGUUAAACACUGGUCAGGAGUCUCCAGGUUAAUAAAGUAAAUAUAGAAUAUACUUGUGAAUGCAGAAAUUCUCUUUGCCUCGUGCAAGUAGGGGGGCCCUUGUGAUUUAGUGGACAGUCCGUACCCCAGUAAUGAUGGGGCCUGUACAAUUGUAGUAUUUGUUAGCCAACUGGGACACUCAUUUCCCUUUCUUUAAUCUCUAGUUCAUUAUGUUUCCUAAUUCUCUCACCCAAUUUAAAGGUCUCCAUUGGGGCCACCCAUGCAGGUAAAUCAGAAGGGGAAAUGGGAGGGACCAGCAACGCCUUCCCUUUUCUGAUUUGCUGAUCCCACAAAUACACGCCCACUCGAUAGAUUUCAGGCUGUGAUCAGAUAGGGCUGUAGGUCAAUCUGUCCAAACUGCCCCUGGCCGGGGUUAUUAGAUACCCAUACGGUAAGGGAUGAAAUUGCCAAUGAUCCGAACAUACUUGACCACCUGAAAGCUUUAUUUGCUUUAUAAAGCGCCAAGAUUUCUAUAUUUAUACUUUCUAUUCUGGUCCUACACUUUAUAAAUGUACAGUAAAUAGUGAUGCAGAUUUUAUAUGAAUGGUCCUUUGUUGUAACGGAUACCGCCCUGUGUCUCCAGGAUAUGGUGGCGCCUGUGCCUUUAAAUAAAGAGCCACGCCUCCCCAGUAAUCCAUUAGGCCUGGGCUCUGAUCCCUGGGCAUUCUGGGAAGUGUCUCCCAACCUUGGCUGGAGGUCUCUGCUAUGGACCCCAACCCUGGAGCCUUAGACUUAUCUCGGUGUUGACUGUUUGUACACAAGGAGAAUGUGCAAUGAAAUAUGUGGAUUAUUUUAAUAAUAACCUUUUAUAUUGAUUUUUAUCCCUUUUGUUUAAAGACUGAAUUUCAUGUCAUGGUCCUUAUGUUGGGUGUUUCUCUCCAGUAGCUCAUGUUUUUUCCAGAAACAAACUUUGGAAUAAACACUUAUUGGGACCGGU
Xenopus laevis (African clawed frog) is the source of this 4664-nucleotide messenger RNA. RefSeq names its product phospholipase C delta 1 L homeolog (gene plcd1.L). The coding region runs from base 332 to 2590 and encodes 752 amino acids. NCBI's taxonomy places the organism in Eukaryota, Metazoa, Chordata, Amphibia, Anura, Pipidae. Gene Ontology annotation, molecular function: hydrolase activity; phosphoric diester hydrolase activity; C-type glycerophospholipase activity. The transcript is spliced from 15 exons. Gene Ontology annotation, cellular component: membrane; cytoplasm; plasma membrane. The record is from RefSeq and is a predicted model, not a curated record. Gene Ontology annotation, biological process: signal transduction; lipid catabolic process; lipid metabolic process.